Molecule: messenger RNA, 4785 nt
Organism: Gavialis gangeticus (Gharial)
Lineage: Eukaryota; Metazoa; Chordata; Crocodylia; Gavialidae
Product: aldehyde oxidase-like
Exons: 35
Coding region: 28-4260 (1410 amino acids)
Molecular function (GO): NAD binding; FAD binding; iron ion binding
Source: RefSeq, a predicted model, not a curated record
UACCACCUAGACUUUUCUGGUGCUAAAAUGUCAUCCUCCACAACUGCACGGUCGGAUGAAUUGAUUUUCUUUGUGAAUGGAAGAAAGAUAAUAGAAAAGAAUGCUGAUCCUGAAAUAAUGUUGUUGUCUUACUUACGAAAAAGACUCCAUCUUACAGGAACAAAAUAUGGCUGUGGGACAGGUAGCUGUGGAGCUUGCACUGUGAUGAUAUCAACAUACGAGCCAAUUUCCAAGAAGAUACGACAUUAUUCUGCCAAUGCUUGCCUGAUUCCCAUCUGUUGUCUUUAUGGUGCUGCCGUUACCACUGUGGAAGGUAUUGGAAGCAUAAAAUCAAGAAUUCACCCAGUUCAGGAAAGGAUUGCCAAAUGCCAUGGCUCUCAGUGUGGUUUCUGCACCCCUGGAAUGGUUAUGUCCAUAUAUGCAUUACUGAGAAAUCACCCUGAACCCACUAUGGAGCAGAUAUCUGAAGCACUGGCUGGAAAUUUAUGCCGUUGCACUGGCUACAGGCCAAUAAUUGAUGCAUGUAAGACUUUUUGUAAAGACUUGGACUGCUGUAAAAUUAGAGAGAAUGAAAAAUGUUGCUUGGACCUAAAAGAAAACCUACUGCUUUCUGGGAAGGGUAAAGAAAUGUGCACAAAAUUGUUUGCUACAGAUGAAUUCCAGCCCUGGGACUCAACUCAGGAAUUAAUAUUUCCACCUAAGCUACUGCUAAUGGUGAAAGACCAGCAAAAAAGAACUCUAGUUUUCCAUGGGGAAAGAACUACAUGGAUUUCUCCUGUUAGUUUAAAAGAGCUACUAGAGCUGAAAGCCAAGUAUCCAAAAGCACCUCUUGUUGUAGGAAACACCAGUGUGGGACCUGAAACAAAAUGCAACGGGUUAUUUCAUCCAGUUAUCAUCUCUCCUAUUAGAGUUUUGGAACUGAACUUCCUGAAUUUCACAAGUAAUGGGCUUACUCUAGGAGCUGCCUGCAGCCUGUCACUUGUGAAAGACACCCUGACCAGCACUGUCUCAGAAAUCCCAGAGGAGAAGACAAAGGUUUUUUGUGUUCUUUUACAGCAAUUAAAAACUAUGGGAGGACAACAGAUCAGGAAUAUUGCUUCCUUAGGUGGAAACAUUAUAAAACAACAUACAACCUCAGAUUUGAAUCCCAUUCUAGCAGUAAGCAACUCCAUUCUCAAUCUGGCCUCAUUAGCAGGUGGAACACGACAGAUUUCUUUAAAUGAACAUUUUUCAAGUGGAUUUGGAAAAGCCAUUCUUAAACCAGAAGAAAUUUUAGUCUCUAUUAGCAUCCCUUACUCAAAGACAGGUGAAUUUGUCUCUGCAUUCCGCCAGGCUCAGAGGCGGGAAAAUGCUCUGUCUAUUGUUAAUGCUGGAAUGCGACUCAUCUUAGAUCCAGGCACAGACAUUAUUACAGACUUCGGCAUUUUUUAUGGAAAUGUUGCCUCUACCACUGUCUGUGCAAAGAAAUCCUGCCAAGCACUUAUAGGAAGAUGUUGGAAUGAACAGAUGUUGGAAGAAGCCUGCAAACUACUUCUUGAAGAAGUUUCUAUUCCAGGCUCUGCUCCAGGUGGAAAGGUGGAAUACAAAAGAACUCUGAUUGUCAGCUUUUUUUUCAAAUUUUACCUAGAAGUGUUACAAGGAUUAAAACUGAUGUAUCCCCAUAGGUAUUGCGAUACAACAGAAAAAUGCAAAAGUAUGCCAGAUGACUUCCACACCAAAAUACCUCAAAGUUCACAAAUCUACCAGUCUGUAGACCCAGAGCAGCUUUCUCAGGAUCCAGUAGGGCGACCCCUAAUGCAUCUGGCUGGUAUUAAACAUGCCACUGGUGAAGCUAUUUACUGUGAUGACAUUCGUGCUGUAGAGGAAGAGCUCUUUUUAGCUGUAGUAACCAGUUCAAGACCCCAUGCAAAGAUCAUAUCAAUUGAUAUAUCUGAUGCCCUCAGACUGCCAGGAGUGGUUGAUGUGAUAACAGUGCAAGAUAUUCCAGGAACAAAUGAAUUCUGUUGCAUUAAUGAACCAGAGAGUGUGUUUGCAAACCAUAAGGUGAUUUGUGUGGGUCAGAUUGUCUGUGCUGUGGUUGCAGAUACAGAUGUUCAUGCAAAGAGGGCAGCUGUAAAAGUGAAAAUAACAUAUGAAGCUCUGGAGCCUGUGAUUUUGACUAUUGAGGAGGCAAUAAAGAAUAAUUCAUUCUAUGAUCCAGAAAGAAAACUAGAACAAGGAAAUGUUGAUGAAGCCUUUGAAACUGUUGAUCAGAUUUUGGAAGGGGAGAUUCACAUUGGGGGACAGGAACAUUUCUACAUGGAAACUCAGAGUGUUCUUGUUGUUCCAAAAGGAGAGGAUAAAGAAAUGGAUGUGUACGUGUCUUCACAGCAUCCAACAUUUACUCAGGAACUAGUGGCUUCAGUUUUAAAUGUCCCCUCCAGUAGGAUAAUGUGCCAUGUAAAACGAGUUGGUGGUGGUUUUGGAGGAAAGGUGACCAAACCUGCUAUACUGGCAGCUGUCACAGCAGUGGCAGCAAACAAAACUGGCCAUGUUGUUCGAUGCAUUCUGGACCGGGGAGACGAUAUGUUAAUAACUGGAGGCAGACAUCCUUUCCUUGGAAAAUAUCGAGUAGGAUUCAUGAAUGAUGGCAGAAUAAUAGCUCUGGAUGUAAGAUAUUAUAGUAAUGGAGGAUGUACACCAGAUGAAUCCAUUGUGAUAAUGGAGACUGCAUUGCUAAGAAUGGAUAAUGCGUACAUGAUUCCCAACUUGCGAUGCUGGGGCAAAGUCUGCAAAACGAAUUUGCCAUCAAAUACAGCUUUCCGAGGAUUUGGUUUCCCCCAGUCAGGCCUAGUUACAGAAUCCUGGAUAACAGAUGUAGCAAUCAAAACUGGUUUGUCACCUGAGAAGAUUAGGGAUAUAAACAUGUACAAAAAGGGUAAUCAAACACAUUAUAAGCAAGAACUGGACCCAAAUAACCUGGUAAAAUGUUGGAAUGAGUGUAUGGAGAAGUCAUCUUAUUACAUCAGGAAAACAGCUGUGGACAAAUUUAACAAGCAAAAUUAUUGGAAAAAGAAAGGGAUUGCCAUUAUUCCACUGAAAUAUUCAAUUGGAUUUGAUGCAAUGUUUCUCAAUCAGGCUGCAGCUUUAGUUCAUAUCUAUAUGGAUGGGUCUGUGCUGGUAACUCAUGGAGGAGUUGAGUUGGGCCAAGGUAUUCACACCAAAAUUAUGCAGGUUGCCAGCCGUGAAUUAAAGAUACCAACUUCUUUUAUCCAUAUCUGUGAAACAAGCACAGUUACUGUGCCUAAUACACGACCUACAGCAGCAUCUAUUGGUACUGAUAUAAAUGGGAUGGCAGUGAAGAAUGCUUGUCAAACUCUUCUGAAACGCCUUCAGCCAAUCAUGGAUAAAAAUCCUGAAGGAACAUGGAAAGAUUGGGUUACAGAAGCUUUUCACCAAAGCAUUAGUCUUUCAGCUACUGGUUUUUUCAGAGGCUAUGAUACAAACAUGAACUGGGACAAAGGAGAAGGUCGACCAUUUGAAUAUUUUGUUUAUGGAGCUGCUUGUUCUGAGGUCGAAAUUGACUGUCUAACAGGAGAUCAUAAGAACAUCAGAACAGAUAUAAUUAUGGAUGUUGGUUGCAGUCUAAAUCCAGCUGUAGAUAUAGGACAAAUUGAAGGUGCCUUUGUUCAAGGCCUUGGGCUUUAUACAAUGGAAGAAUUAAAGUACUCCCCAGAAGGAGUGCUCUAUACUCGGGGCCCAGAUCAGUAUAAAAUUCCUGCAGUCUGUGAUAUCCCAGAACAAUUCAGUGUGUCCUUGCUUUCGUCUUCUCAAAACCCCAAUGCAAUCUACUCUUCCAAGGCUGUUGGUGAGCCCGCUCUGUUCCUGGGGUGCUCAGUGUUUUUUGCUAUAAAGGAUGCCGUGGCUGCAGCACGGCAGGAAAGAGGGAUAACUGGAAUCUUCACAUUUCAUAGCCCAUCAACUGCUGAACGGAUUCGAAUGGCAUGUGUUGACCAGUUUACUAAAAUGAUUCCAUGGGAUGAACCUGAAUCCUAUGUUCCCUGGGCUGUUCCCAUAGACCAGUCAUUGCUGUCCCAGCAGAUACCACAAGAACAGGAAAGAUUCCAAUAUGCAAUGGACCCCCAAACUGACUUGAAAAGAGUUCUCAGUGUUGCUACGCCACCAAAUACCCUAAUUAUAUUUCCAGAAGGACUAGAAAGGAGCUCAUUAAAACAAGGUGCCCCUAUCUGUCAGAGAGACGAUUCUUUACUAUGCUUUUAAGCAGAGGUAUAGAAGCUUUGACUGAAUGAAUAAAUAAAUUUCUUCUGCCCCUUACUUAUUUAAACGACAGACAGCUGUUCUGUUGCCUCACUGUAACAGGUCAGGGUCUACUUUAUUCCAGUCUAAAUGAUGGGCAUAUUUUGAUGGGCAACCUUCAGGAACUAAUGGAUCUAGUUUAAUAGGAGGUAAUGCUAUGCAGCACUUAAAUCAUUGUUUCCCAAUAGCCCACCAGUCCUUUUGUCCACAUCUGUUAAUGCACUGGAACCUAGAUGCUUCUUUCUCCUGUCAGCCUGGCAGAUAACCUUAUUUUACAAAUGGGUCACAAUGGUAGAUGAAGCAGAGGAAUUUGGAGGGAAUAGAUAUUGGUGAAAGACAUUUUUUUAAUUAGAUGUUUUGCUGUAUAGAGAAGUUUUUAAAUUUUAAUAUCAUAGUUAUGGUAGGAACCAAGAGGUGGUUACUCCCCAGUCUGCAAAGUCUAGACCAGUGGUCUCCAACCUUUUUAUAGUGAAGAUUGCUUUUUGGCAC